Cydia splendana is the source of this 981-nucleotide messenger RNA. Its product is annotated as oxysterol-binding protein-related protein 9-like. Lineage: Eukaryota; Metazoa; Arthropoda; Insecta; Lepidoptera; Tortricidae. Gene Ontology annotation, biological process: receptor recycling; retrograde transport, endosome to Golgi; endosome organization. The transcript has 8 exons. Gene Ontology annotation, cellular component: early endosome; recycling endosome; trans-Golgi network. Bases 145 to 966 code for a protein of 273 amino acids. The record is from RefSeq and is a predicted model, not a curated record.
UGUUACGUUGGCAACACUGAUAUUCUGCCAACUAAAUGUCAAACAUAUGGAUUAUUUAUGGUGGAGGGCCUCUGCCGCAGUGUAAAAUUUACUGUUUUUAGUUUUUUCAUGACUUUCGACAUUAUAUUUUCGUUUUAAAUAAUCAUGAUGGAGGGUUCCUUAAGUAAAUGGACGAAUGUGAUGAAAGGUUGGCAGUAUCGGUGGUUCGUUCUGGAUGAAAAUGCCGGACUCCUCUCCUACUACACGUCUAAAGAGAAGAUGACACGCGGUGUUCGGCGAGGCUGCGUGCGUCUACGCGCCGCCGUCAUAGGUAUAGACGAUGAAGACGAUUCAACGUUCACCAUCACAGUGGAUCACAAGACUUUUCAUUUCCAGGCCCGAGACGGCUCAGAACGCGAGCGCUGGGUCCGCGCCCUAGAAGACACGAUAUCCCGCCACGGUCGUCGGUCGCGCUGGUCGCGGAGCGUCCCCGCACCCAGCGCGCGGCACGGCGACCUCGAGCGGCGGAUCGCGGAGGCGGACGCGUACCUGCAGAUCAUGAUCGAGCUGGUGGAGAAAACGACACUGAGGGUAUCAGAGCUGGGUGACCCGCAUGAGAAGGCGAAAGGACAAGUUAUAUUAGACCAUUCCAAUGCAAUGUUGGAUAACAUAAAACAUUCCAUAGUGCUUCUACAAAUAGCUAAGAAUACAGUAAAUCCCGUAAACGGUGUCUACCAAGGACCAACAAGUACCUCACAAACACAUAUCAAACAAGGUUCAUCAGACGUCUCUCCGCACGUGGAGCUGGGCUCCGAAUGCCGGGAACUGUCUACUUCUACACACUCACUGCCAUUGGAAGCCAUCGACGCGACAAGGCAAGCCAUGUCGCUACUAGUCCCCGACACGUCGUACUCGUCAUCAGAAGGAGAAGAUGACUUCUACGACGCGGACGACGGGGUGGAGGCCACGCUGCCGGGACCUAGGUAAGUGCUAGACUCUAGU